Babesia bovis T2Bo is the source of this 3882-nucleotide messenger RNA. Its product is annotated as variant erythrocyte surface antigen-1 alpha subunit. The record is from RefSeq and is a predicted model, not a curated record. The transcript is spliced from 2 exons. Bases 37 to 3846 code for a protein of 1269 amino acids. NCBI's taxonomy places the organism in Eukaryota, Apicomplexa, Aconoidasida, Piroplasmida, Babesiidae.
CGGCGCCCAGUACUACUGAACUCACCCCUCUACAGAAUGUAUAUGCGGCCUGGCGGCGGCAGCUAUCAAGGUGAAGCCAAUGGAGAUGACACAAAAAAUGGCCCCCCAAAAAAGAGAGUCACAAAGUGCCUCAAUGAACUAUUCUCCCUAGUCCAGGGACUAGGUGGCACUGCAGUGGUCCGGACCUACAUAGACCAGCUAGCACAGGUACUCAGUGCACUCGUUGGGUGGAGUAAGAUAGAGAAGUGUUGGAGCAGUGGUGGCUGCGGUGGCGAUAGCAAACCACACGGCCAAGAAAGUAGCUGCACGUAUCUCAAGGAUGUAAAGCAUGAGAACAAAUGCGACAAAUGUAAAUGUAUGAAAUGGGAUGUGAAAGAGGCGGAUGAUGAAAAGAAUGGACACCAUCUAGGCAGGGGGUGCAAGAAAUGUGCCUCUGAUGAGGAGGCGAAGAAGCCGUGUAGUUGUAGUGGUGAUUGUACUGCUGAGACUUGUAAAUGCGCUCUAGCAGGCAAAUGUUGCAAGUGUUGUUGUAAGGAAAAGUGUACCAAGUGUAGUGAUAAGUGUAGCUGUAUGGAAACGCACAAGAAUACCCUUGGAAUUUUUGAACACAAAGACAGCUAUAGAUCUGCAUACCAAGUAGAGCUAGUAUAUCACGGAAUUGUUGGUAAUGAAUACCUAGUAUGGCCAAAGUGGUCCGAUAGAAAAACUAGUAAAAAGCGAGCGGUGGCUGCACGUAACUUACUAGGCUCAGUAUGUCUCAUCUGGAGUGGCAUUACUUAUAUGUAUUGGACUGGAAAGUACCAUUCCAGUAGCCCCCGCUGGAACAAUCAUAUCCUGGAUGGUACGGGUCUAGAUGACGGUACCCUAUCCCAAUGGCUUCAGGCCUUAGGGUUUCCUAAGGCAAUGCUUAAUAAUAGUGGGCCACAGAAUCGACUUGACAAGGUCAUAUGGGAUGGGAUUAUGGAUAAGUUAUAUUUGGGAUUUCCGAAUACUGGUACUGGUAGUGGCAAUGGUGCUAUCCAUGGCCAUGACAACAAUGCUAAUACAUUCAGACAACCAGCUGGUAUGAACUAUGCUGGAUAUAUACAUACCGUAGACAAAGGUGCAUUUUGCAGUAAAGGUAAUGUCUUCAAUAAUGGCAGCUCUAGUACUAGUGAAGAAAACACCAACAAAUGUGGUGCCUUGUACAAACUCUAUAUUCUAUCAUGUGCCUAUUUUACUGGGUUACAGCAGAAGGCUCUGCCGAAGGCGGAAAAUAAAACUCCCAAGACCAUCCGUGAGAUCCUCUACUGGCUCAGUGCAUUGCCCUAUAGUCCGGCAUACCCAAAGAUACUGGAGCAUUCCAAGGAUAAACUUAAGAAGGUGGCGCCAAAAAAUGAAAAGAACACCGAAACGCUAUCAUUCCUUCAAACAGGCCGUUCAGCUCCAAUUACCGUUGAUGAAUUCAACCUCUUUGCCCACUUCCAAGCAGUGACUCAGUACUGCCCCCUGGUCCUCAUAGGUAUCCAGGGUGGACUUAAAGGCACUAACAGUACUACUCCUGCCAUUCACUCCCUCUACGCUAACACUGCUUGCAACUUCACCUAUCCCACUGUGUCCAUCCAAGCAUACAACCAGGUGGUCCACUACAUUAGGGCUCUGUUCUACCAGUUGUACUUCCUAAGGAAGCAAUGUGCCAUGAAAGUGGCUCUAGGAGGCAAAUGGCGUGAGUGUAGGUAUGGCAGUGGAGUGCUUGGGAAGGAUGUAGUUAGCUGGAUGUGCCUGGGGUGUGACCCCAUGGAACAUGAUAGGAAAAGUAGGGUAAAGGAGUUGAAGAAGAUAUUGUGGAAAGUGCCUUCAGGGAAGGAUACUCUGGCAGAGAAACUAAAGGAUGUACUGGAGAAGAUUGGUGAAGUAGUGGUACAAUUGGGUAAUGCCCAGGAGGCAUUGGAAACGAAGGAUAAGGAUGUGAUAGAGAAGGUGAAGGAGGCACUAAGGAAGGCUAAGGAGGGACUGGAGACGGCUAAGAAUGGGCUGAAGGAUAAACUAGAGGAGGCUAAGAAGAAACUAGAUGAGCUGACGAAUGGUGGUGGUAGUGGAAUACUAGGGGAGGUAGUAGGGGGUAGUGGACUAGAUAAGGCUAACAAUGGUGAAUAUGAUCCCGGCAAGAACAAGUUAAGUGCUGCUAUCAAAGGAGUACGUGAUGUAUUGGAGGGAUUACGAAAGGGAGUUAUUGAGAUAAAAAAGAAGGAGAUAGAGGAGGCCAACCAGGUACUAGGUGACAUUAUAGGUGUAGUUAUCGAAGAUAACGAGGUAGAAAACGUCAUAGAACAGGGGAUUUCCCAAGAGUACACCACACUUCUCGAUGCCAUCAACAAGCUCAUCUCCAUCUGCAACUCUCCCAAGUGCCCACCGUGCCAUGAACACGCCAAGAAGUGUGGCAAGCAAUCCAAUCCCACUGUCUGUCAGACCUGCCUCCAACCCACUACCACCGGUGUUCCCUCCCCCCUCCAGGCAUUCCUCGAGGAUCGGUUACCAGGGUUUAGUUGUGACGUAGUACGAAACACUGACACAGACACAGACACAGUGUAUCCACCCGCUGCAUCCCACUUAGGCCACUGUAAUGGUUCCGGUCAGUGCUGCCCAUUGCCAAUGGGAUUUAGAGGGCAAUUCUAUAGUGGCAUCCGUGAUAUGACUGGUGCACAACUCUAUGGCAUCCUGUACUUCUUUAGUAAUGAGAACAUGAUGCAGUCUUGUGUCUAUACAUUGGUGAGAGUAACAGCAGCUCUCAGUGCUACGACACCACAGGUAUUGGGUGACGUCUUUGGGUUCUUUAGAGGGGGUGUAGGAGAGAAGGACAAGGGAAAGCCACAGAAAGGGGAUGGACAGGACAAGCCAUGUGAGCACCAAGGGGAUCCAAGUGACACAUCUGAGGAGAACAAUAGUAAAUACUUUUGCGGCUGGUGCGCCUCUGGAUUACGGGAUGAGGUAAAGAAGAUAGAGUGGAUACCAUUUGACACUAAACCAGGUGGACAAUACAUGGACAAAGUCGGUACAGCACUUAUAAAUAUUAAAGGUGAUAAGGGCAGUGCUCAACAGCCAGGCACUACCUCCCUCUCAAGACUCACUGACGGCAACCACUACGUAUCCCCCCUAACAGGUGAACUCUAUACCGCAGUGAGUGCCACAUUCGGCGGAACAUACCUCUCAUGGGUACUAUAUCUAUCAGAUGCACUUGAAGGUGGAUUGAAGUCACUGGCCAGUGCUUUCCAGGAAAUUGAAUGCCGGGGCUGUAAGGGACAGUGUGACCCCAAUAAGUGCAAGAAGGGGAGUCAUGGUGGGACGGAUAGUGCACAAUGUAACUGCCAAUCAAUUGUAUCAUGUACCGGGGUACUACCCGUAUUGUAUAGACAUGGCUUCAGCUACGGUAAUCCAUUCAAUCUGGAGGGGUAUGAGCAGAGGGAUGGAGACAAGGAUGGACAGUAUGACAUUGAAAACAAGCAUAAUCCUAGACGUUGCCAUCAAUUCCUAGAGAGUCUCACUGCAGUGAUUGACAAGAACAAGCAGGAAGGCGCCUCUCAGGACAACCACCCCCUGACAGAACUCCUAAAGCAGGUCGGCCAGCUCCAAUACGACAUACGGCUCCCCUGGAUCUUUGUACUGACCAUAGCAUGGCUAGCAGCGGUACUUUACCUUGCAUUUGGUGCCAUAUGGCCACUGGACUGGUCACAUAUGAGGUCACAUUUGUUACGGGGUGGAGAACACCAGUGGGAAUCAAUGUGGUAUAAGGUGAUGACGGGGAGGAAGGGAAUGGAAUUGGUGGAGUAUUUUGAUCAAUGUUUGCUAGUUAUUUCAGUGAUGGUUUAGUAGUAUUUUUAGUAAAGAUUUAGCACGGAAGUGGUA